AGGUGGAAGUCAGCGCUGACGCCACGUGGCCACGGGGGAGCCAAUGGGAAGCUGAGUUUCAGGUCCGUCCAGGUGCAGCUCAGCUCCAUGUCACCAAACUGUCACUAACUGUCUCUGGGUCUCCGAGGAUGUGAUGUGGAGACAAGACACUCACACGCGUCGGUUCAUCUCUCAGCGGAGGACGGAGCUGGAGGAGCAGAGCUGCGGCUCAUGGCGCUGAUCGCAGCCGCUCUCCUGCUGCUGAGCACCGGCUCAUGGAGCCUCCUCGGUCAGGCUCAGACGUGUGUGGAUGAGAGCAGGUUUAAGGAACAGGUGGUCCACACGGGGCAGCAGGGGCCUCCAUAUCGGCUGAGCUGCCCUCUGGAGCCUCCUCAGCCGCGGCUCACCUGGCAGAAGGACUGUCAGCAGCUCCCCCAUCAGGAGGGGAACGCUUACCUGGAGUUUACCCGCCUCUCCUUGGAAGACCAAGGGAAUUACACGUGUAUGCAACAGGGCAACAGCACAGCUUCGUUCACCGUGCGUCUCGUAGUUAAGGAGCCCCAGUGUGCCAAAGCACCUGCAUUUGAACCCAAUGCAGGCCUGAACAGACUGUGGGGGAAUGUGGGAACCUCUGUGACACUGAACUGCACUGCUCUCCUCCUCUGGGACCAUCGUGCGGAGCAAUGUGACAACUCGCUGCAGUGGAGUAAAGAUGGUCGAUCGCUCUCCAACCUCACUCUUUACACCCAGAACACUUCCUCAUGGUCUCCUGCUGCCGGCCAGCUGAUGGUGAACAGUGUGUUGGUGAUCACCAUCAAGGAGCUGGAGGAUUUUGGGCUCUACAGCUGCACAGUGAGGAAUGUCUCCUCUGUUUUCAGCCUGCAAAAUUCAAACAGACCCAGCCACACAGCUGCUGUUAUUGCAGCCGUGUUCCUCCUCGUCCUCCUGGCUGUAGCUGCUGUCGUGUACUCCAGGUGUCACCUGAACAUCAAGCUGUGGUACAGGAACUCCUACGGAGACUAUGAGCUCAACGACGGGAAAUUAUAUGAUGCCUACAUCUCCUAUGUGAGCAACGACUAUGACAGGAAGUUUGUCAACUUUAUUCUCAAACCUCACCUGGAAAAUAAAAGUGGCUACAAAGUGCAUCUCAAUGACAAUGACAUCCUACCUGGCGGAGAACCUUCUGCAGAGCUGUUGAUGAACAUGAGUCGUUCGAGGCGUCUCAUCGUGUUGCUCUCUCAUGCUUACCUUGAGCAGGACUGGUGCUGCAAUAACUUCAGACAGGGCCUUCUGCACUUAUUGGAGAUUUGUCAGCGGCCUAUCUUCAUCAUGUUGGAGGGUCAGUCCAAACGCAUGAGGCCUGAGGUGAAGGAGCAGCUGAGUGAGCAGCAGCACCGCCUCACUGUCCUCACCUGGAGACACAACUCUGUGACUCCUUCCUCAGUCUUCUGGAAGGAGCUGGGCUUAUCGAUGCCUCGCCAGUUCCCCUUCCACUCUGAGUACGCAGGCGACCCACAGACUAUGCUUCAAGACGACAAAGACCCCAUGCUGACCCUCGAACCCGGCUACCUAAACUGCAACUCAGAUAUUGACCCGGCUGGAGAUCUGGGGCUCCGCCUCCCCGUGUACAAGGCUCUGGCAGGAAAAGCUCCCGUCCUCCCUGCUGCCCCCGUCACAGCCAGCGAACCCCGACCCUCGGACAUCGACGUGUCCGACCUCGGCUCUCGCAACUACGGAGCCCGCUCAGACUUCUACUGCCUGGUCUCUGAGGACAUAUGAGCCGCACUACCCUCAUCUCUGACACUGACCACCUAUAUGAAGAUCUCCAUCAGCGUGGCUUUAUAUUGAUCCCUGUUAUGUAGCUAAAUAUUUUGCUUUUCUUUAUGAUGUGUUGUUAAAAAUCUAAAUAUAACCGUUUUAUAUUUCCUUUCA
This is a messenger RNA of Limanda limanda (common dab), 1911 nucleotides long. It is a transcript of the gene sigirr, whose product is annotated as single immunoglobulin and toll-interleukin 1 receptor (TIR) domain. The record is from RefSeq and is a predicted model, not a curated record. The transcript has 10 exons. Bases 211 to 1758 code for a protein of 515 amino acids. Gene Ontology annotation, biological process: signal transduction. NCBI's taxonomy places the organism in Eukaryota, Metazoa, Chordata, Actinopteri, Pleuronectiformes, Pleuronectidae.